Vairimorpha ceranae is the source of this 171-nucleotide messenger RNA. RefSeq lists its product as hypothetical. Lineage: Eukaryota; Fungi; Microsporidia; Nosematidae. Gene Ontology annotation, molecular function: nucleic acid binding. The record is from RefSeq and is a predicted model, not a curated record. The coding region runs from base 1 to 171 and encodes 56 amino acids. The transcript has a single exon.
AUGGAUUUUGGUUGUGUUUCUUGUAAAAAAUCCCAAUUGUCAAAAAAAAAUAUUAAGGCAAUAUUGGAGUGGGCUGAAAAACAUGUUUUGUGUUCGUACGAGAGAUGGUUUAGUAUAAUUUGGAGUGAUGAAUCUAAAAUAAAUCUUCAUGGAUCCGAUAAUAAAAGAUAA